Mercurialis annua (annual mercury) is the source of this 1476-nucleotide messenger RNA. RefSeq lists its product as uncharacterized. NCBI's taxonomy places the organism in Eukaryota, Viridiplantae, Streptophyta, Magnoliopsida, Malpighiales, Euphorbiaceae. The transcript has a single exon. The coding region runs from base 125 to 1345 and encodes 406 amino acids. The record is from RefSeq and is a predicted model, not a curated record. Gene Ontology annotation, molecular function: protein binding.
CAACAAAAGCAUACUCCUUUAUUUUGCCUUUUUGCUUUGACUCUUGGCAGCUCCAUGCCUCUCUCUUCUUCUAAACCCUAAUCGGCUCUUCAAGAAAGCACAAAAACAUAACCGAAUUCUAGCCAUGGAAAACUUAUCUUACUCUUCCUAUCCAGAUUCCACCAACUCCUCACCUCGCUCGCGUGACAUAGACGAUACCCAAUCUUUUGACGAGCCGUCGUCCAACGCUAACAACAAUUACAAAGUUAAAUUAAUGUGCAGUUACGGUGGUAAAAUCCUACCCAGACCUCACGAUAACCAACUCGCUUAUAUCGGCGGCGAUACUAAAAUCCUCGCCGUUGAUCGUAACAUCAAGUUCUCUCUCUUUAUUAACAAACUCACUUCUCUUUGCAAUACUGAUAAUCUUCAGAAUAAUAAAUGUUUGAAGUACCAAUUACCUGGAGAAGAUCUCGACGCUUUGAUUUCUUUAACCAACGAUGAGGAUCUCGAGCAUAUGAUGCUCGAGUAUGACCGCAUGUACCGGGGUUCUGCUAAGCCUGCCAGAUUGAGGUUGUUUUUGUUUCAAAUUAAUUAUAAAUCAGCCAGUAGUUUUGGAUCUGAUGAGGUCAAAUCGGAGCAGCAGUGGUUUAUUCACGCUUUGAAUUCUGGUAUACUUCAAAAUCUACAAGUGCCGCCAAAUGGGGCGGAUGCGGCGGCGGUUGUGCCGACUGGGAAUGCAGACUUUCUGUUUGGAUCGGAGAAGAUUCUCUCGGAAGUUGGACCGCCGUCGACGGUUCCGGAGAAUCAAUUAUUUGGUAGUCACGAGCAGGUUAUGAAUAGGAAAAUUGAGGAUGUGAAUUCUAGGGUUUACAGUGUAGAAUAUUACCACCAGCAGCAGCAGCAGAAUGUAGGUGAACACAUUACUCCGCCGUCUCCUCUGCCUCCAACAGCGGCACAGGUGCCGGUCGUAAUGCAGGUUCCUGCUUACUCACCGGAAAGACACGUCAUAGGUGGAAAUGAGCAGACAUUUUAUCAAAUGCCUUAUCAUCAGACGGCGGCGGUGAGACCGGUUGCCGGACAAGCAGGUCAACCUUAUUACGGAAUGCAGCAACAGUAUCAACCACUGUAUAAUAUGGCCCCACCACCACCAACGCAACAGCAGCAGCAGUAUUUGCAGGUUGGUUAUGAUAGUGCAGGCAGGCAGGUUUAUUAUACUACUACUGCUCCUACUCCACAACAAUAUCAACCCAUGGCGGCACCACCACCACCCACAUCAACACCACCACCGAUUGGCGGCGCAUUAACUCAAGAUGGUAAAGUUCAGGUUGUUGCUAAUGUAACGCCCCCGCAAAAUUCAUCCGUGUGAGUUUUAAUUUUUUGUAAUACUAAUAUUGUUAUGUUUGUGUUGUGGAACUAACUUGUAAGGUUCAUUGUUUGACAUUAAUCUAAUAUUUUUUUUAUGAUUAUUUGUAGUAUGAUCUAGUCAAUCUUCUAGCA